AUGGAGACCUUCCUAUUUACCUCCGAGUCAGUCAAUGAAGGUCACCCUGACAAGCUCUGUGACCAAGUCUCCGAUGCUAUCCUUGAUGCUUGCCUUGAACAGGACCCAGAGAGCAAAGUUGCCUGUGAAACAUGCACCAAGACAAACAUGGUCAUGGUCUUUGGUGAAAUUACCACCAAGGCUACCGUAGAUUAUGAGAAGAUUGUCCGUGAUACUUGCAGAGGUAUUGGUUUCAUCUCCCCUGAUGUUGGUCUUGAUGCUGAUAACUGCAAAGUUCUGGUCAACAUUGAGCAGCAGAGCCCCGACAUUGCCCAGGGAGUUCAUGGUCAUUUGACUAAGAAGCCUGAGGAAAUCGGAGCUGGUGACCAAGGACACAUGUUUGGUUAUGCCACUGAUGAGACUCCUGAGCUCAUGCCUCUUACUCACGUCCUUGCAACCAAACUUGGUGCCAAGCUGACUGAGGUCAGGAAGAACAAGACCUGCCCAUGGUUGAGACCUGAUGGCAAGACCCAAGUAACCGUUGAGUACAAGAAUGAGAAUGGUGCCAUGGUUCCCAUCAGGGUUCACACUGUUCUCAUCUCAACUCAGCAUGACGAGACUGUGACCAAUGACCAGAUUGCAGCUGACUUGAAAGAGCAUGUCAUCAAGCCUGUCAUUCCUGCCCAAUACCUUGAUGAGAAGACCAUCUUCCACCUGAACCCAUCAGGUCGCUUUGUCAUUGGUGGCCCACACGGUGAUGCAGGAUUAACCGGCCGGAAGAUUAUCAUUGAUACAUAUGGUGGAUGGGGUGCUCACGGAGGUGGUGCCUUCUCUGGCAAGGAUCCCACCAAGGUUGACAGGAGUGGUGCUUACAUUGUUAGGCAAGCUGCCAAGAGUGUUGUUGCUUCAGGACUUGCUCGCCGCUGCAUUGUGCAGGUUUCUUACGCCAUUGGUGUUGCAGAACCACUUUCAGUCUUUGUUGAUACCUACAAGACAGGGAAGAUUCCAGACAAGGAUAUCUUGGCCUUGAUCAAGGAGAACUUUGAUUUCAGGCCUGGGAUGAUUGCCAUCAACCUUGACUUGUUGAGAGGUGGCAACUUUAGGUAUCAAAAGACUGCUGCUUACGGACAUUUUGGCCGUGAUGACCCUGACUUCACCUGGGAGACUGUCAAGGUCCUCAAACCCAAAGCUUAA
This is a messenger RNA of Oldenlandia corymbosa var. corymbosa, 1173 nucleotides long. NCBI's taxonomy places the organism in Eukaryota, Viridiplantae, Streptophyta, Magnoliopsida, Gentianales, Rubiaceae. The record is from the annotation of a GenBank genome assembly.